AUGCGUUUCGCCUCUCGUCUUUUAACAAAUCAAUUAUUCGAAAGAUUUGGAAUUCAAAAUAUUCAAAAGCCAACAACAAUUUAUCUUAAACAUGUAAAAUGGGUAACUGGUCGAAGUCAAUUAGAAAAACAUUUUGAUCGUUAUGGGAAAAUUAAAGAUGUCAGCCUUUUCUUUGAUCCAAAGACUGGAUUACAUCGAGGAUUUGCUUCAAUUACUUUUGCUCAUUCGGAUUCUGUUGAGGGCGCACUUCGCGCUCGUCCUCAUUUUAUUGACGGAGCUGAGGUUUUAGUCGAAGACCGUCUUCCAAUGGAACGUCUGAAGCAUGACAAAUUUUCUACACAUGAAAUCCAAAAAGGUUUGCACGAACGACAGGGGCAUCAGAAUCGAAGAUAA
Molecule: messenger RNA, 393 nt
Organism: Meloidogyne enterolobii
Lineage: Eukaryota; Metazoa; Nematoda; Chromadorea; Rhabditida; Meloidogynidae
Source: the annotation of a GenBank genome assembly